Molecule: messenger RNA, 3039 nt
Organism: Girardinichthys multiradiatus
Lineage: Eukaryota; Metazoa; Chordata; Actinopteri; Cyprinodontiformes; Goodeidae
Gene: mettl3
Product: methyltransferase like 3
Exons: 11
Coding region: 121-1914 (597 amino acids)
Cellular component (GO): nucleus; RNA N6-methyladenosine methyltransferase complex
Molecular function (GO): mRNA (2'-O-methyladenosine-N6-)-methyltransferase activity; mRNA m(6)A methyltransferase activity
Source: RefSeq, a predicted model, not a curated record
UUCCUUGUGCUCCACGCAUAGUUCACCGGAGUGCGGACUAUUUUCAGCCUGUGUUUAUGUUCACUGUGACCAGUUUCUGUGCUAGGACUGCUCAGUAAUCGCUCUCAUCAUGUCGGAUACAUGGAGCAACAUCCAGGCCCACAAGAAGCAGCUGGACUCGCUGCGGGAGAGGCUGCAGCGGAGGCGGAAGGACCCGACGCAGCUAUGCGGGACGGGUACGUGAGGGCCGGGGCGCCAGCGGGGUCUGCAGCCUGCGAUGGUGGGAUCAGCGCUGAUGGUUCCACAGCAAGGAGCGACAGCCCAGCUCCAUCAGCUCCCUCUACUUCUCAGGAGGAGACAGAGAAACCUCCGGACCCCGGACUGGAGAAGAGGCUGCUGGGAUAUCUCUCGGAUUUGAGCCUCUCGCUACCAACAGACUCGCUGGCCAUCACAAAUCAGCUUAACAGUCCUGAAGGUGCUGUCACUCACGGAUGCAUCCAGAGCCUGCUGCUGAAGUUCUCUGCCCAGGAGCUCAUCGAGGUCCGACAGCCUACCUCCAUCUCUUCCUCUUCUACGACUUCCUCUCCCCCCGCCACAGUCGUCAUAGCUGUGGACCACACAAAACUUUGGGCGAUGAUUGGAUCUGUGUCUGGAGCCCAAAGAGCUGGAGUCAAGAGAAAAGCUGAAGACCAGAGCCUUGGCGGAUUCUCGCCCAAACUACAGAGCACUGCGUCUCCUCCGCACUCAUCCUACUCCUCCAUGACGCCAGCUUCCUCCUCGCAGCUGGCGGGAUCUUCUGCGUCAGGGAGCGGAGCUGAGAAGAAGGGCCGCAGCAGUAAGAGCCAGUCGUCUCAUUUGGACAUGGAGAUCGAGAGUCUCCUGAACCAGCAGUCCACCAAGGAGCAGCAAAGCAAGAAGAUGAGUCAGGAGAUUCUGGAGCUCCUUAAUGCCAGCACAGCCAAGGAGCAGUCCAUUGUGGAAAAGUUCAGGUCUCGUGGUAGAGCUCAGGUCCAGGAGUUCUGCGAUCACGGAACAAAGGAGGACUGUGUCCGCUCCGGAGACACGCCCCAGCCAUGCACUAAGCUACAUUUUCGCCGCAUCAUCAACAAACACACAGACGAGAGCCUCGGUGACUGCUCCUUCCUCAACACCUGUUUCCACAUGGACACCUGUAAAUACGUGCACUACGAGAUCGACAGCCCCCCAGAGGCCGAGAGCAGCCUGAUGGGGCCACUGGCGGGGACCCCGGAGAUCGGCCUCCAUGCUGAAGAUGCAGACAGCAACGAGGGCAAACUCUUCCCUUCACAGUGGAUCUGCUGCGAUAUUCGCUUCCUGGACAUGUCCAUCCUGGGGAAAUUUUCUGUGGUGAUGGCCGACCCUCCCUGGGACAUCCACAUGGAGCUGCCGUACGGUACCCUGACUGAUGACGAGAUGAGAAAACUCAGCAUUCCCGCCCUGCAGGAUGAUGGUUUCUUGUUCCUCUGGGUUACUGGAAGGGCAAUGGAGCUGGGCCGGGAGUGUCUCAACCAGUGGGGCUAUGAGCGCGUGGAUGAAAUCAUUUGGGUGAAAACCAACCAGCUGCAGCGAAUCAUUCGCACAGGCAGGACGGGUCACUGGUUGAACCAUGGGAAGGAGCACUGCCUGGUGGGCGUGAAGGGAAGCACACAGGGGUUCAACAGAGGUUUGGACUGCGAUGUCAUUGUGGCUGAAGUCCGUUCCACCAGCCACAAGCCAGAUGAGAUCUACGGCAUGAUAGAGCGGCUGUCGCCCGGCACCAGGAAGAUUGAGCUCUUUGGACGACCUCACAAUGUCCAGCCCAACUGGAUAACUCUGGGAAACCAGCUUGACGGCAUUCAUCUCUUGGAUCCAGAGGUUGUGGCCCGGUUUAAGCAGCGAUAUCCAGACGGAGUCAUCUCCAAGCCCCACACACAAUGAGGAAAUCAGCCGGCAUACCAUUUUGGACGGAUUUUAUACCUGUGAAUGUUUUUUUUUUUAUAAAUAUUUUGGAACAAGAUGCAUCGUCUCUGUUUUGCCUAAGAAAGAAUUAAAUAAUGUGGAGAGAUGACUUUUUGCUACUUGGUAGCAAACUUUCCAUGUAAGCCAAAUAUUUCAUGUUAAUUUGGGGUUUUAAAUAAAAUUGUGAUUUUUUUUUUUUAAAACAAGAUUUGGGUGCUCAAGUUUAAAUUGUGGAUUUUCUUUAAUCCACACAAGAUGAAAAUCAUUCAAAGAGGCCCACAUUAAUACAUACACCCCUGCCAAGAUUUAUGUUCUUUACCAAGUUACACCAAGACCAAACAACUUCUGUAGCCAUUAACUAACCUUUGGCUUAGGUCUGGUUGGGUAUUUAAAAACUGUUUGUGGCAGGAUUUGACCUUUCCUGGGAGUUCAUUUAAAUUUGUUUUAUUUCUUUACACAGACAAGAGUCUUAAGUUGAAUGGUUAAGAAGGCCAUUCCAGAAGCUUAAGCUUGUUUUAUCCAUUCUGAACAUCUAGUUGUUGAUUUUAGGUGAAGUUAAAAAACUUGGGGUAUUCAUUAUUCCAUUCACUUUGUGCAUUGUCCACCUUUGAAAGUCUCACAUUGACUCCGUUAAAUAUUUUGGUUGUAAUUGUGGGCAAACAGUUCAACCUUGUCUUUUUCUGCCUAUAACAUUUCUCCAGACAAACAACUAUGCACACACUCAUUCACCCCUAAGGGCAAUUUCGAGAGACCAAUUAACCUAACGGGCAUGUUCAUGGACUGUGGGAGGAAGCCGGGGUAUCCGGUGAGAACAAGGCAACAAUGCUGCCAACUUUGCCACCGUGCAGCCCUCACCAAUCUUCUUUAAAUGUUGGGUGUCAUUUUAGGUCAGAUAGUUGAGACCUAAGCAGAGCUACGUGAGAUAGCCGGAAAAUAAUCCCGAACACCCAUAAAAACUGGUUUUUGAAUGGAUAAAAGAGGCCAACCUUAAGCUUGUGGAACAGCCCUGACAUCAACCCUGCUGAGGAUUUGUAGACAAGUUUAAUAGCUAUGUUUGUACUUGAAAACCAACCAGUAUAAAUAAACUGCCAUUUCAUAUCAGAA